Molecule: messenger RNA, 3166 nt
Organism: Nomia melanderi (Alkali bee)
Lineage: Eukaryota; Metazoa; Arthropoda; Insecta; Hymenoptera; Halictidae
Source: RefSeq, a predicted model, not a curated record
AGACGAGGUAUAGUCCUAUAUCUCGUUUGUGUUUCAACUAAUGCAGUAUAGAGUUUUGCUAACUUUAAAAUGUUAUUACACAUGAUUACUACUGACAUCUUUCUUAAAACGAAGUAACGUAUCUAUGUUUAUCAUGUUUAAAGGAAUAUAUUUAACAAUGAGUAAUUUGUUUGGAAAACAUAUUUAAAAUCAUAAAGAAAAAGAAAAGAGAAAGCAAUGUAAAUACAUAAUAUGAAUCAUAACCUUCAAAAUAAUAUAUUAAAUAUAUUAGUAGUAUAAAACGUUAAUGUCAAACAUGGAUAUUCAUAUUACUCUUUUGAUAUAUUAUGUAUUUUUUAUUAUUCACAGCAGUACAGGUGGACUUCAUAGAAAUUUGAAGUACUAUGAAACUCUUCAUUCAUCUAAUUUUCAACACAGAAUUGUGAAGAGAGGUAUUCAGCAUAGUUAUCAUCCUUACAAUAAAAUAAGCGAAUUAGAAUUUUAUUCUCAUGGACGAUAUUUUCGAUUAAUUUUAACACCAAGAAGAGAAGUAAUUCAUUCCAAAUUUAAAGCAUAUGAAGUCAAUGGCGAUGGAAAAGAAAGAACUAUACACUUAGAUCAUGAAAGUUUCUAUCAUGGCCGUGUAUUUGGUGAAAUUGAUUCUCAUGCCCAAGUACAUAUCGAUAAUGGAAUUUUUACAGCCAGUAUAACAAUUUCUGAUGAAACAUUUCACAUCGAGCCAUCUUGGAGGCAUUUACCUCAUUUAGGGAAUGAAACUAUGAUUAUUUAUAAAUCAUCAGAUGUUAAAUUAAGUUGGGAACAUAUUCAAAAUGGUGAAGGUCACACUCACGGUGCUCCUAAAACUUGUGGAUAUGUGAAAGAAGAAUUAGACAUUCCAAUGAACAAUGAAGUAGAAACUCGAGAAGCAACAGAUUUUACAGAAGACAGACAUUCCAGAACAAAGAGACAAACCGAAACUUAUGAAUAUACUCCUACUAAAACAAGGUGCCCUCUACUAUUAGUCGCGGAUUAUCGUUUUUACCAGGAAAUGGGUGCUAGCAGUACAAAAACAACAAUCAAUUAUUUGAUAAGUUUAAUCGAUAGGGUACAUAAAAUUUAUAAUGAUACUUUGUGGCAAGAACGGCAAGAGCAAGAUGGAUUUAAAGGAAUGGGUUUUGUUAUUAAAAAAAUAGUUGUCCACAGCGAACCAACUCGUGUAAGGGGUGGUGAAACACAUUAUAAUAUGGUUAGAGAAAAAUGGGAUGUACGCACAUUAUUAGAGGUAUUUAGCCGAGAGUAUAGUCACAAGGAUUUUUGCUUAGCUCAUUUAUUCACUGAUUUAAAAUUUGAAGGUGGGAUACUGGGAUUAGCAUAUGUAGGAUCACCUCGUAGAAACUCAGUGGGUGGAAUUUGUACACCAGAGUAUUUUAAGAAUGGCUAUACACUAUAUCUUAAUUCAGGAUUAAGUUCUAGUAGAAAUCAUUAUGGACAAAGGGUGAUUACUAGAGAAGCCGAUUUAGUCACUGCACACGAAUUCGGACAUAAUUGGGGUUCCGAACAUGAUCCAGAUAUAACAGAAUGCAGUCCAAGUGCUAGUCAAGGAGGUUCAUACUUAAUGUACACAUACAGUGUUAGUGGAUAUGAUGUAAAUAAUAAGCGUUUUUCGCCCUGUAGUUUAAGAUCCAUUAGAAAAGUUCUACAAGCAAAAUCCGGUCGUUGUUUUUCUGAACCGGAAGAAUCAUUCUGUGGCAAUUUACGUGUCGAAGGAGAUGAAGAAUGUGAUGCAGGAUUACUCGGAACUGAGGAUAAUGAUGCUUGCUGUGAUAAAAAUUGUAAACUACGUAGAAAUCAAGGGGCAGUUUGCAGCGACAAAAAUUCACCUUGUUGUCAAGGUUGUGCAUUCAUGCCGCUAGGUGUAAAAUGUAGAGACGCACAGUAUGCAACUUGUGAACAAGAAUCACGUUGCACAGGAGCGUCCAGUGAAUGCCCUAGAUCUCCACCAAUGAAAGAUGGUACAGGUUGUCUUGAGAGAGGCCAGUGUAAACUUGGAAAAUGUGUACCAUAUUGUGAGACGCAAGGCUUACAAAGUUGCAUGUGUGACACAAUUGGAGACGCAUGUAAAAGAUGUUGUAGAAUGAGCUUGAAUGAAACAUGUUUCCCCAUAGAUCCACAAGAUAUUUUACCCGAUGGAACUCCAUGCAUUCAAGGCUUUUGCAAUAAGGGUAUUUGUGAAAAGACAAUUCAAGAUGUGGUAGAAAGAUUCUGGGAUAUUAUCGAAGAUAUAAAUAUAAAUAAAGUCAUGCGAUUUUUAAAAGAUAAUAUAGUAGGGGCAGUCAUAAUUAUAAGUGCUAUCGUGUGGAUUCCAACUAGUUGCGUUAUUAGUUACAUUGACCAUAGACGCGUUAAAGAAAGUGAAAAAAAAUGGCGCUGGAAACAUACGGAAGAGCUUAUUCAUCCUGACGAACAAAGACAAGUUAUUUAUAUAGGUGGACAAAGACAAAGAAUGCAACAAGUAUCACAACAAUCAUAAAUUAUUUGUAUACAUAUAUACUAAAACACCAUAUGUAAUUAAGUUACUAGUCAUAUGUUUAUGUUUUAUAUUUUGUACAUUUUUUAUUUAUUAUGUAGGUACAUACAAGUAUUAUUUUAAAAAUGAAUAUAAAAGAUAACUAAGAUACAAAGAUAAAUACUUUAAAUUAAAAUAUACCAAAUCAAUAAUAAUAUGUAUAUUUUAUAUGAUAGUUUCUUCUGUCAAUGUUUUUAUUACACAGGGUGAUAAAGGAAAAGUAUUCAUAAUUUCUAGGGUAUGUAAUACUCAUUGAAUACCAUAAAAAAGUGCUAAUAAAAAUGGAUUGAAAAAUUAAUAUGUUUGAAGUUAUAAACAAUUUUUUGUUUCAAUUGAAGCUACUGAUUUUUUACUUCAAGAAUUAUUGUACAGUAUAGAAACAAUGGAGUAUUUGUCUUUUCCCUCUAUGCUAAUAUCACAACACAGGAUUACCACAAUCAUAAUAUUAUAACCAAGGAAAGAAGAAAUGAUAAGAUAAUCCAUUGUUUUCAUACAGUUUUAAAUGACAGGAUCAAAUAUUAUACAUUAGAAGAAAAAAAUCACGGUUAGUUUCGUAUCUCUAUAAAAAGUCCCUUUAAAAAAUAUGUUUCAUUUAAAGUAUUUCUUUAUACAAUAAAUAGU